Messenger RNA from Durio zibethinus, 1030 nucleotides. RefSeq lists its product as uncharacterized. Lineage: Eukaryota; Viridiplantae; Streptophyta; Magnoliopsida; Malvales; Malvaceae. Gene Ontology annotation, cellular component: membrane. The record is from RefSeq and is a predicted model, not a curated record.
AAGUUUGGCUGCCAACCAAUCAUCUGGAAAGUGCAAUGCUUGGUGAUGACGGAUGAUUUUGCUUUUGGAAAACCAUACCGUUUAUGGCAUUGAAUUUGAAGGAGAAAAAGAGGUCGGUCGUUGUUUGCGAUCAUACUAGAUUGCAUCUCCUUGCUUUUAAGUCUGGUUGGGGAUACUUUUGAAAGCUUUUUCUCUGGAUUUGUAUUGUUGGGGUACUUUCAGUUUGGAGCAAAAGUAGUGGAAGAAGGCAUUAUAACAUGGGAGACGAUGUUGUCGAUUUGAUUGUGUUGGGAGUGAUCUCAUGGACGACAGUUUUUGUAUUAAUUAGGAAAAUCUUCUCCAAACGCUCCUUUGAAUUCUGCAACCGCAUCGUUUCUACAAUCCAUGCAAUUUUAGCCGUAAUAUUAGCCUCGCUCACUGUUGAAGAUUGGAGCUGCCCCGUUUGUCCUUCGGCUUCAAACUCUCCUCCUAAGCAGCAGAGGCAAACUUUGGCUGUGACCAUCGCUUAUCUUAUCUAUGACCUGAUAUGCUGCCUCUUUGGCGAGAGAGUCAGUCUUGACAACACAGUUCACCACUUGGUCAGCAUCGUUGGUCUUGGAGCUGGUCUUGUUUAUCAAAAGUGUGGAUCAGAGCAGGUUGCUGCGUUAUUCAUAACAGAGAUCUCAAGUCCUUUCCUCCACGCCAGGGAGCUGCUUAAAGAACUCGGUUACAGGGACACUGACCUCAAUUUAGCAGCCGAUAUCACAUUUGCUGUAAUAUUCUCAACGGCAAGGAUGGUGGGUGGACCCUAUCUCACUUUCGUGACUCUAACAGCUAAUAAUCCGAUACUUAUCAAGGCAAUGGCCCUGGGACUGCAGUUUGUCAGUGCUUUCUGGUUCUACAAGAUUGUAAAGAUGGUGAAAUACAAGCUUACUAAUAAUAGAAGGAAGAAGGUGAUUUCUAGUCCCCUGCAUAGGGAAAAUUGGACUAAGCCUGUACUACUCCCUAGUUUUACCAAGAUGGAUUGAUAGACGAUUGUGUUGAAUAUUAU